Messenger RNA from Monodelphis domestica (gray short-tailed opossum), 1587 nucleotides. Its product is annotated as transmembrane serine protease 12. Lineage: Eukaryota; Metazoa; Chordata; Mammalia; Didelphimorphia; Didelphidae. Gene Ontology annotation, biological process: proteolysis. Gene Ontology annotation, molecular function: serine-type endopeptidase activity. The record is from RefSeq and is a predicted model, not a curated record.
AUGGCACUCGUAGCCAAGGAAGAAAAGGCACCCCAGAGCCUCAGGAUCCCACCUCCACCACUGAUCUCCCUGUCAGGGUCGUCGGGCCCACAGUUCCGGCUUCUGUCACUGCCUGUGCUCUUGCUUUUGUUACUGCUGCCGCCACUGUGGUUCCUGCCUCCCAUCUCUGUUGCUUCCGACACCCUGAGUGUCUCCCAGUCUGCAGCUUACGACCAGACCCCGCCCUCCUGUCCCUGCUCUGUCCACGCGCGUCCGCCCCGCAGCCUGCUCUCCCCGAGGGCCAACUGCUGCCUCUGCGGCUCGCAGCCCGCUGGCCUCGCUCUCUGGCUGCUGGCGGAGGUCCUGGGAGCACAGCGCCGGAAAAUGGGACUGAGGUGUCUGGGCAUCGCCCUGUGGUUAGCGGGGGCUACGUGUAUCAGUCAUCACCACCAGGUGUCGCUCUUCACCAAGAAAUGUGGAAGAGUACCAUUGAAAAAUGAGAUAGAAGGAUCUCGAAUUAUAGGUGGUCACAGGGCGCCAAAAGGAUCUUGGCCAUGGAUAGUUAGCCUGCAGGUUAUGACAUUUCACAACCAGUCUAAACAUUUUUGUGGGGGGUCCUUAAUUGAAAAAAGAGAUCCUCAAAUGUGGAGAGCUGUUGUUGGAGUCAAUAAUCUUUACCAACAUCCUCAGACGUCUAAGAAAAUAAAGAUUGAUACAAUCAUUAUCCACCCGCACUUUAUCUCCGAAAAAUAUGUAAAUGAUAUAGCCCUUUUUCAUUUAAAAAGAAAAGUGAAUUUUAAUAACUAUAUUCAGCCUAUCUGCCUACCGUUCUUUGAUUUUCUGGUAAACCUGACGAGAAGAACAAGGUGCUUCAUAAGCGGUUGGGGCCGAACAAAAGAAAAAGGUUGGUAUUCUUCUUAUUUGCAAGAAGCAGAAGUUCAUUACAUUCCUCGAAACAUCUGCAAUAGUAAAGAAAGCUAUGAUGAGACUGUUCCAUACACUUCAUUUUGUGCAGGAGAAGAAGCUGGGACCGUAGAUACUUGCAUGGGUGACAGUGGUGGACCUUUCAUGUGCUAUAUUCCAGAAUCUAAAAGAUAUUUCCUAAUGGGAAUUACUAGUUUUGGAUUUGGCUGUGGCAAAAAAAAUUUUCCUGGAAUUUAUACUGAAGUACAGUUCUACAAAAUGUGGGUGAACAACAUUUUGCUUCUAGCAGCUGCCAAAGCCACACAUAAAGUUACUACUUUACAAGGAAAUACAUCGAUAAUUAUGGUUUUCAUUAUUCUACUAAUGUUUACAUAAAACAGCACUAAUUUUGUAUUGAAACUAUUAUUAUUCGUCUCUUAACUGGACAAAAGUGACAAUUAUUCAUUCUUUGAUGAAUUAACUGUUCUCCAGUUCUCAUGCCAAAAAUUUUUGUUGAUGUAAAAGGCAUGUUUCAAAAUUUAACACUGAAUCACAUUAUUUCUUUGGGCAUGUGUGAGUUGAUUAAUUUAUUAUAUAUGAUAAUACUUUAUAUUUUGAAUAUCUUUCCCAGUGUUUAUAUCAAACAUGCUAUGUAAACAUGUCCUUUAUAAUAAAAACAAGAAUCUCAAGUGUCUAUAAUAGAAA